GCCAUGCAACGCAACGAGACGCACCCCAACACGGAAGCUACUGGCACGACCGAUCAUGACGUCUCUGCGGUCUCCUUCCGACUUCCACCUUACUGGGACCGCAACCCUUCGAUCUGGUUCCUGCAAGCAGAGUCACAAUUCGUGCUUUCUGGCGUGCGCACGGAACAACGCAAGUACCAUCUCGUUGUUUCGGCGCUCUCACCUGCCGCUGCCGAAGAGGUAUGUGACCUGCUUUCAGGACCGCCCUCCGCCACACCAUACAGCACUCUCAAGGCUGCUCUGUUGGAGCGAACGACGGCAUCACAGCGUUCUCGCAUCCAACAACUGCUCUCCGCGGAGGAAUUGGGCGACCGCCGGCCAAGCCAGCUUCUUCGUCAUAUGCGUACACUGAUGAGUAGCAGCACAACCCCCACAGAUGACAACUUGCUGCGCGAACUCUUUCUGCAGCGCCUUCCGGCCAAUGUGCAAAUGGUCCUCGCCACUGCAUCCACGUUGGACCUCAACAGUUUGGCCAGCCUGGCAGAUAAAGUCCUGGAGGUAGCGACGCCGUAUGUGUGCAACGUCACGCCAUCAUCCAACAACGUGAGUGUCGUUCCACAGAUAUCAUCUGCCCCUGCUUCUCCUAUCGACGCACUUUGCCAUCGCUUGGAAGAACUGGUUUGUGCUGCGGAGCGUCAUUACCCCCCACCACGUCACCGAAGAAACCGCAGCCCAAGCACCCCGCGGUAUGGACGAGAACAACGCUCCCGGUCUCCCACACCACCAAGGAUGUGUUUUUACCACCGUCGUUUUGGGAAGGACGCGCGUCACUGUCUCCAACCUUGCUCGUGGCAGGAAAACAAGAAGGCCGACCAAUAACGGCGACGACGGGUCAAGGCCAACCAGAAAGUCGCCUACUACACGUCAUGUGCAGAAUCACAGGCCAGCAGUACCUGGUGGACACUGGUGCAGAGGUCAGCAUCAUUCCGGCACAAAAAUCCGACCGAACGACACCCCCGACCUCCUACCUUCA
This is a messenger RNA of Rhipicephalus sanguineus (brown dog tick), 1012 nucleotides long. RefSeq lists its product as uncharacterized. The transcript has a single exon. NCBI's taxonomy places the organism in Eukaryota, Metazoa, Arthropoda, Arachnida, Ixodida, Ixodidae. The record is from RefSeq and is a predicted model, not a curated record. The coding region runs from base 4 to 858 and encodes 284 amino acids.